CGUAUUUCAAGCCGUGGUUCUAUCCGUCGAGGCGCGGGGAGCGUGAGACGGACCGACAGAUAGACGAGAGAAUUCGAGAGCCGGUCAGGCUGUAAAGGUCCAGCAGUGUGCCCACAGGGUGUCAAGAAUUGCGGCACCGAAAGGCGGUGGGAGAUUUGUGGAAGAUCGGAGCGCGGAGAGCAGAGAUUAGGCGAGUGGCAGUGGCAGUGUGUGGAUCGGGGUCGGGAUUUGUGUCGGAGGAGCCACGGGAGCUCAGCAGCAGUUUUCAGCAGCCUGGUGGGUGUUCCUGUGUUUCUUGAAGCGAUCAGGACGGGUUCGUGAGCGACGCUAGUGAGUGUUUGGUCGAUUGGUUCAUUGGAUUGGAGAAUUGGGGACAUGGCGAAUCAUUACGAAGAUGAAGACGAUACUGUGGAGUUGGACGACUUCCAAAAGGUUUCUUUGGCGAAAUGGUUCCUCCAAAAUGCUCCGUCUGAAGAAAUGCAGCAUGUUGCCAAAGAUGUACGCGAGGUCCUGACGAACGACAGACUGUACGACCAAGCAGCCGCGGAAGCUUUCCCAGAAUACAAUUUGAAGGAGAUGAUAUCCCUGGAGAUGCCUAAUGGCACUGGACAGGUGCUUGUGAGUCGCUAUGGAGAAGUCGAUGGCAGCCACUAUUUGGACCCGAGGACAGCCCAAGUUGCCGCAGUGGAUCAUGUGAAACAGAUUUGCAAGUCAGUGCGGCCAGCUUCAGAUGACGAGCUUCCUUCAAAUUACGUGGAACAAUAUCGGGCCUCUGUCGACGCCGAAGUUUUAAAGUAUGUUGAAGAAGCAUAUCCUAGAGGCAGUUGUUCAGUCUACUGUACGAAUGGGAAAAACAAUCAUGGAGAUGGGGGAGAGUUUGAGCUCACCGUGGUGAUCUCAACGUCAAGCUUCAGUCCAAAAAAUUUUCGAGGUGGCCGCUGGCGAUCUGUUUGGACAGUUGAAUUGAAUGAGGAGAACGAAUCUGUGGAAUUGAGAGGCCACAUACACGUCAAUGCCCACUAUUUCGAAGAAGGCAACGUCCAACUGGCGACCAGCUACGAGUGCUCUGAUUCGACUGUGAUGCAGGACGUCAUUGAGACUGGAGUAUCUAUUGUUGCCGUUAUUCGGCAUCAAGAAUCUGAGUACUUAGCAGCACUCGAGGAUAAAUAUUCUACCCUCUCGGAUACUACAUUCAAGGAGUUGCGAAGGAAACUGCCGGUUACCCGUACUCAAUUUUCAUGGGACAAUGCGUUGCAACUCAGUUUAUCUAGGGAAGCUGCGAGGCAAAUCAGCAUGAGUUCUAGAGUACAGUCUCUCGCCCGCGUGGAGGAGGUUUGAACAUCGCUUUCGAAGGGCUCGUAAGUAGAGCUUUUACUUUGUGUAUAAAAGUGACUGAAUGCAGUAAGGGCUUGCAUGUGGUCAUGAAGAGGGGCUUUUGUGUUCCCUUAUCGGUGUGGGUCAUUCUCAAAAUUGCCCUGCAGCCAUGUUGAGUGUGCUGAUGGCUUUCGCGGAAGGUACCCACCCAGAAAACACGAACAUGUGCCUCGUUGGGUUGCUCUCGGCAAGUUUUUGACGGCAGAAGCUCUGUGGGCACCAGUUAGACACUCUGUCCUUACAGCGACCGGGGCCAAGCUGUAACACUAGCACAAAAUGUGGAUCUUGCGGGCACGUUUGUUACUCAAACAUCAUACUCACAGCAUCCCGCCAGCAGUGCACUUGGGAACGUGUUGCAUCACGUAGUUGUAUGACCAGGAGCUACUCUUAUUAUCCUACCUUUCAGCAGAUCCAAGGGAAACAUCAUUCUACGAGUAUGACUAAGUAGAGAGCAGGAACACAUAUCGGAUCCUUCUUGAAAUUGUCGAAUCGAUGAAGGUCACGCAAAUGCUGUGGUCUACCUCAUGUGACCCGCGUUGGCAAUAAAAUCCUCCCGUGUCCCCCCCGAUGCUCCCUUAGGUCAGCUUGAAUCAUGUGCUAUCUGUGAACAUGAUUUAUAUCAUGACCCAUUUGUUUUUGCUGAAGGCUGGCUAUAUAUGACCAUUUGUAGGUAGAGUAUCAUAUCAAAUGCUAGGAUAGGAUUAGGCAGCUUGUGGAGUAUCGGACUAGUUCACUUCGUUGAGUGAACAAUGUGUAUCUGAAACCAAGCACAUUUGAAUCCAAUUGAACCCUUUUGGUUUCAAUAGGAUUUAACUCCCUGCGAGUUUCUCCCAGCUUUGCCUCAAGUCUGCCGAGAUUUUGUUUUGGUAUGUACACUCGAAUAUAUAAUGCCACCAGUACUUCCGCAAUGGACUUAUUUCCGUGAAUGUUGAGGUAAAGCUGAAAAUCUAGAUCCC
Molecule: messenger RNA, 2330 nt
Organism: Marchantia polymorpha subsp. ruderalis
Lineage: Eukaryota; Viridiplantae; Streptophyta; Marchantiopsida; Marchantiales; Marchantiaceae
Source: the annotation of a GenBank genome assembly